GAAUAUUCCCAUCAGUCUACAAGUGAAGACGAGCAUCAAAGCAUCAUUAAGAAGUGAAAUCCGCAGAGACAGAGUUUAUUGAAGAACAGAGAGAACAUGAGAGAUCCAGAGCCCUGCAGAAUGAAACACACUGAAGAACAAACAGAGUUGAUUGAAGAAAACGAGGAGCAUGAAGAACUGAAUAAAGAGGAGCAGAAGCAACAUGUCCAAACUGGAGAAAACUCUUUGAGUUGCUCUCAAACCAAACAGAAAGAUUUAAAGAAGAGAAGAGACAAGAAAUCUUUCACCUGCACUCAGUGUGGAAAGAGUUUGACAAACAAACAGGGUCUUGAGAUUCACAUGAGGAUCCACACUGGAGAGAAACCUUACAGAUGUGAUCGGUGUGAGAAGAGUUUUACACAAUCAUCAAACCUUAAGAUGCACAUGAACAUCCACACUGGAGAGAAACCUUAUGAAUGUGAUCAAUGUGGAAAAACAUUUUUGACGGCUUCAAACCUGAAGGAGCACCUGAGAGUUCAUUCAAAGGAGAAACCACAUUCAUGUUCUUUGUGUGGAAAGAGGUUUUCACAUCUGCAGAGUUUAAAAGUACAUCAGAAGAUACACACUGGUGUGAAAGAAUAUAUGUGCUUUGAGUGUGAGAAGACUUUUAUUAGAGCUGAAAGUUUGAAACAGCACCAGAGGAUCCACACUGGAGAGAAACCUUACAAGUGUUCACACUGCGACAAGAGAUUCAGUCAGUCAGCACAUCUGAAAUCACAUGAGAGGAUUCACACUGGAGAGAAACCGUAUCACUGCACUGUAUAUGGGAAGAGUUUCCGUAAUUCAUAUUUUCUACUUAAGCAUAUCAAAGAACAUUCACAGUCAUUAGUAGGGGAUACACAAACUAAUCGACUACUCUACUUCAAUGCUCUGCCAUGACGCUUUAAGCUUGAUGUUGA
Carassius carassius (crucian carp) is the source of this 938-nucleotide messenger RNA. Its product is annotated as gastrula zinc finger protein XlCGF49.1-like. Gene Ontology annotation, biological process: regulation of transcription by RNA polymerase II. The transcript has 2 exons. Gene Ontology annotation, molecular function: DNA-binding transcription factor activity, RNA polymerase II-specific; RNA polymerase II cis-regulatory region sequence-specific DNA binding. NCBI's taxonomy places the organism in Eukaryota, Metazoa, Chordata, Actinopteri, Cypriniformes, Cyprinidae. The record is from RefSeq and is a predicted model, not a curated record. The coding region runs from base 97 to 918 and encodes 273 amino acids.